AUGGCAAACAGAGGCUAUGAUGUCGUAGUAGACGUGGAUGCUGAGGGCGACCUCGGGCAUACCGACCUGCAAGAAGACCUCGAAUUCCACUCGUCUAACUUCGAAAGCGACCAAAGAAACGCCAAACCCCAAGGCGACUCAGCCCCGUUCCUGGGCGGCGGAUCGUCGCGCAACCGCGACCGAUCCCCUGGCGGCACACCAACCAAGCACAGCUGGUGGUCUCUGCACUACUAUGAGCGGUUCUUCGAUGUCGAUACGAACGAGGUUUUCCGCCGCUGUGUUGCUACCCUGUACCCGCGUACCAACUUCCUUGAUGUGCUAGAGGGUAAUGCAGACCUCUACGGACCAAUUUGGAUCGCAACUACGGUGGUUGUGAUUCUGUUUUUGACGGGUACUAUCUCGCAAUGGCUGUCGAACAAUGACGACAAGCACUUCGAGUAUGACUUUACGCUGCUCUCCGGUGCCGCCGGGUUGAUCUAUGGGUAUACGGGUAUCUUGCCCAUUGCGUUGUGGGGUGCGCUGCGUUGGUUCGGCAGCUCCACGGCUGACCUUAUAGAAUGCUGGGCUUUGUACGGGUACUCGAAUUUGGUUUGGAUUGCUGUUGCGUUGGUGAGCUGGAGUCCAUUGACUGCGCUUAAUUGGGCGCUUGUUGGCGUUGGCUUUGCUUGGACUGUCUUUUUCCUUCUGCGGAACUUGUACCCGGUUUUGAAUGCUACGGAUGCUAAGGCCAGCAAGAUCCUUUUGAUUUUGGUUGUUGUUCUGCACGCGGCACUGGCCAUUGCCAUCAAGGUGCUUUUCUUUGCUCAUGGGAGCCCCGUCUCAAAGAAGAACAAGGAGACGACCAAUGAUGACGACAAGAAGGAUGACAAGCGGGGGAUGAUGUUCAUGGCAUAG
Penicillium soppii is the source of this 894-nucleotide messenger RNA. Its product is annotated as Yip1 family protein. Gene Ontology annotation, biological process: vesicle-mediated transport. The record is from RefSeq and is a predicted model, not a curated record. Lineage: Eukaryota; Fungi; Ascomycota; Eurotiomycetes; Eurotiales; Aspergillaceae. Gene Ontology annotation, molecular function: small GTPase binding. The transcript has 4 exons. Bases 1 to 894 code for a protein of 297 amino acids. Gene Ontology annotation, cellular component: Golgi apparatus; membrane.